AUGGCCGUCAGGGUGUCCUCGUACCGCAGGCUCUUUGAGGAGCAGCAGCAGCAGCAGUGGAAUGGAGCUAGAGCUGGAGCCGGGGCUGGACAAGUGGUGUCCUCCGCCAGGGGCGGAGCCAACGGCUGCCCGUGGCCUGAGCCGGACUUUGCGGCGGCACGUGCGCUGAACAAAGAGAGCGUGAUCCGCUUCGCCAAGGAGCGCUCCCUCAUGGCGGCCCUCAACGACCGUCUGGCCGUCCUCGUCGACGUGGCGCGGUGUCUGGAGGAGGAGAAUGAGUCGCUGGAGGUGCAGAUCCUGGAGAUGAAGGAGCGAAUGGGAAUGGAGGGAGAGGACUCCACCGCCGUCACCACCCGCGGCCCUGCCGACUACAGCCUGGACGCCGUGGUGGAGAGACUGCGCCGCGAGAAGGAGGAGAUUCUGCGUGACACAGAGGACCUGAGGAAGGAGCUGGCGUGUCUGCAGGCUGAGUAUGAGAAGGCGGCGGAGCAGCGCACCCUCAUCCAGCUGGAGAAGGAGGAUGUUGCCGUGGAUGUUGAUGACAUCACAGCCGACUGCCUGGCACUGAGGGAGCAAGUUGCCAUCUACGAGGAGCAGCUGGCCAAUAUGGAGCGGCAGCACGAGGAGAGCUGA
Messenger RNA from Sardina pilchardus (European sardine), 633 nucleotides. RefSeq names its product peripherin-like. Bases 1 to 633 code for a protein of 210 amino acids. Gene Ontology annotation, molecular function: structural constituent of cytoskeleton. The record is from RefSeq and is a predicted model, not a curated record. Gene Ontology annotation, biological process: intermediate filament organization. The transcript is spliced from 6 exons. NCBI's taxonomy places the organism in Eukaryota, Metazoa, Chordata, Actinopteri, Clupeiformes, Clupeidae. Gene Ontology annotation, cellular component: cytoplasm; intermediate filament.